AACUGUCUUUUUUUUUUUUAGAUGGAGUUCUGGAAAGAGUAUAUACAUGGACUGCAUGGAGAAAGUAACACGGGACACAACUGGUAUCCAUUUUACCUUGUCUUCCCAUUAAUUAUUGGCCUUUUCAUUAUUCUCCUUAUUGUGUUUGUCACCUGGAGAUGCCUGUCCAAAAAGAAAAUGCGUAGACAGUCCAUGUAUGCACACAGCAGAGCCAGAGAAGCCACAGGCAACAGAACUGUUGCUGAGGGUAGAAGCCCUCUUCCUCUGCCACUCAGCAUUCUUCAUUCCCCCCAGGAAGAAAUGUUUGAAGGCAGUGGACAAUCUCCAGGAUACCUGAGUUACACGGAUGGGUGUGGUGACUCAGUAUCAGUCAGGUUGUCAAGCUGUGACCCACCACCAUCGUAUGAGGAAGUUGCCGCUGAAAACGGCAUGAGAAGACAUGAUGCUGCCAAUCACUUGGAUCCACCUCCUCAAUAUGAAGACAUUGUGAAUAGCGUUUCCAUUAAAUGAAGCCAAAAGGGAUUCUUGAUUUUUAGCACUUUAUUGCAGCUUCAUGUUUAUAAAAUUUAAACAAUAUUAACCACUUUCUCUUUCUUAAAUUUUGGUUUGCUCUGUGAAACUUUUCUCCCACCCUGGGGAAAGAAACUUAUUUUUUGGUAUGGUUGACCAAACUGCCAGAGAAGCUGCUUCUGUUGGCUAGUGUUUCCUUUCUGUGUUGCUGAAAACUGGUCUUGUAAGAAGCAUGAAGGGCUUGCUAAUGGCAAAGUUACAAAAGGGAAUCAUACCAAAAAGACUAAUAUAUUUUCUUGCCAGACACCUAGAUCUUUCUUUUGUUCCUUGUUUUAUAAGUAACAGAAACAAGCAAAUCAACUGGCAGAAGUGGUGGCACUAAUCUGUUUGCCUUUUGCAAACUUUUUGACGUACAGUGUGCUCAACUACUAGGCAAAAAAUUGUAUUAUUGGGUGACUAACUAUAUUCAAGCAAACAGUAAUAAUCUCUAAAUAGAUUUUCUAAUACUGAGACAGAGUUGCAAUUAAUUUGGUUCUUUCAUGCAGCUAGAAUUCUACCAUCUACUAAAAAAGUUACAGGACACAAAAAACUUACAAAGCAGUUAUGGAGAAGAGAAGGUGGGCACAUAUGAUUAAGAAACAACGAGUGGCAUAGCACUGAGUUCCUCUGGGUUGUUUUUGCAAAAUUUGUGAAUAUGCAAUAAUUAAGUUGUUUUCCUGAGUAAGUGUUUCCCUUGCAUUAACAAGAGACUGGUCUACUUUACAGUUCAUGUUUACUUCUGAUCUCCUGAUCAGCUGAAGUGUACCUAAUUAGUAUUUGGUUGCACCUCACUGACUUGCCCUCAGUUCAUUUGUUCUUGGUUUGUUUUGUUUUUUUUCUUUACAGGUUAUGAAACGGCCUAAUGUUCUGGGCUGUCAUAUCUAAUGCUGACUCAGGUGUGCUUUUUCAUUUCAACAAAGAGCUUGUGUUCAGGCUGACUGUCUUCUGUGUUUUUGCAUGUUGGCUUUUAAAAGCAGGUAAACGGCUUACGCUAACGACAUAAAAUCUGUGCCUGCUUAACACCUAGCUCAAGAUUGUGGAAUGGUAUCACAGUGUGAGUCAUGUCUUGAGAGGGUGACAAGUUUUAAAAUUUAUUUCUCACAGCACUCUGGCAAUUCUCAAAGGGAGACUAGCUUGUCCUGGUAUAUAUUUGAGGAGUGACUGGUUUGUGCUUUAGUUGAAUUAAAUAAAACUGUGUAGGUUUGUAUUUAAUAUAUCAUGUGAAUGGGACAAAGCUUAAAUAUUCUCUGGUUAUUUGGAAAGUCACAAAAUGUUGGUAACUGUGUUUUAAUAGGAAGUACUUAAAUCACAAUAUUUGUAUCUAGUCCUCUGAUUUUUUUGUGGCAGUAUAAAAAUGUGUAUUCUUUCAGUGGACCUCCUUCCUACAUUUUUAUACAUUUUACUUCUCAGACGGUGAAGGAAGUUGUGGUAGUAGGGGAAUAAGUCUGUUUUUUGUGGAGCUUGAGGGUCACCGCUAACAUUCAUUAAGCUCUGGGGACACCUGCAUGGUUUUUUCUCUUAAAUAUCACUUUCAGAGAUAUUUUAAUAAUGGGAUUUUAUUUUUCUAUGGCAUCCUUUCAGUUUAUGAUAUGUUCAGGGUUCUUUUGAGUUCAGAAGAAUGUUGAUUGUGCUGAGUGUAGAACUAGAUAUUGGUAGUUAUUCCAAAUAUAUUAAGUGGAAUACAAAUACUAUGUUAGUUUGUUGAUAUUUACACACUCCCUCCUACCCCUUAUUUUCCUUCUAUUUUCUUUAUUUCUCUUGUCUUUCUCUCUCCCCUACACAUUUUCCCAGUUGUUAAACCUUAAGAUUCUUUUCAGUACUAGUAAUUAUAAAUACAUCACCAAGAAGCAGCUAUUUAAGUUGGUUCUGGUUUUAUGCGGUUCUGGUCCAGGGUGAAGAAGGUCCCAGGAAAAUCAUUUCUUGGGACAGAAGGCAAAUUUUUAGCAACAAUAGUUGCCACAAGUAGUGAAUAAAUUGACUCGGUUUUCACAUAACUGGUCAGCCUGACCUCUCCCUUUGUGAAGUACAUGCUUACUAACAUAAUCACAGUUAUAAAUCAACACACACACUGCAUUCAAAAAAUUGGCUAUAAAAUAAUUGUAAGCAUUUAAAUAUGUGUAGAAAAAAACUCACAUUUGUUAUCCUUAAUUCAUUUUGGGAGAGAGAAUAAUUGCUUUUAUUAUCAAAACAAACCACUUAACGUUGCUUAUGUUGACUGUAAAAUAGUACACUCUGAUGAAAAAUCUGCUAAAGCAUCUAGUGCCAAAGGCCUUGUUUUAAUUUCUUGCCUGCAAGUGUUCACAACACAUUGUUAGUGGUUAGGCCACACUUCUCCUAAGCAGCUGCAUAGAUGGGAAAUUCUAAUAAAGUAUUAACUCUCCAGGUGCUGAUAUUUUUACAUUAUUACAAAACACAAAAAUGACUUAGGGCAGGGCAGAUGGAAGAUCUAAAAUUGUGGCUGGUUCUACUGUUGGACUUUAUAUUGUUGCCCAUUGAAGAAAAGCUGCUCUGUUUUCAUAGAAUAGUUCUUGUUUGUUCCCAUCUUACAUACAUGUUAGCUGUGUUGCGGUAAUUUCAGUUCUAUGAACUAUUAAAAGAAAGACUUCCUGUUAGCAUCUGUGUGUAUGCGCUUAGAAGUUCCAAGUUGAUCAAGCUUACUCAUUUAACUUAAUGAUUUAUACAGAGCUCUUAUUUUUUCAUAAUAUCCUUAACUAUUUUUAAAAUAAAAUGUUGCCUUGCAAUAGAUACAGUGAAAUAUACAACCUCACUUUUCAGUGUUUCAGAAGCUUUGAACAUACUGACUGUUAUAAAAGCAAAAUAUUAUAUUCUCUAUAUAGAGUGUAUAACGUCAUUAUCUUGCAAAGCGCUAAAUAUUUUUAAGUUACUAAAGACCAAUAAGAAUGUAGAAGCCUUGGUUUUGUUUAUAAAGGCUUAACUCCUGUGAUGAUUUAAAUAUGCAGACUAUGGAAAUAACUUCAGUUUGACUGCAGUAUUAAACAGUUUACUGUAUGUUUACAUUUAAAUUAUGCAAUUUUAAAACAAUUUUGAGGCUCCUGAUAUGCAUAAAUAAAGCUGUUUUUAAA
Molecule: messenger RNA, 3632 nt
Organism: Pogona vitticeps (central bearded dragon)
Lineage: Eukaryota; Metazoa; Chordata; Lepidosauria; Squamata; Agamidae
Source: RefSeq, a predicted model, not a curated record